AUGCAGUGUUCUGUGGUCUCAGGGCCCCAGGGUGGAGGCCCCGGCCUGUCCAUCACCCAGCAGCCCCAGCAGGCUCGGCCUGGCCGGCCUGCAGCUCCAGCCUCAUCCGCCUGGCCCGGGACCUCAGCCAGCAUGCUGGGCUCUGGCGGCUCCGGACACUGCUCCUGCCAGGGCCCCAGCCACCUCACCAGCUCAGCAUCCUCACUUGGGCGGAGCGGUCACUGGAGGGGAGGCCAGGGAGGGCCCAAAGAGGAGGCAGUGGGUGGUGGGGCCACAGAGGCCGGACAGAAGGUCCCAGAACGGCCAGAGGACACGUGGCAGGAAAGGAACAGGCUCGGAGCGGACCCGAGGGCGGGGCAGCCUGGUGGCUCCUCCUGCGGGGUGGACGAGGCCUCCAGUGGAGAAAGCUGGGCCAGUCCACACACACCUGCCCACAGGGACGGGGCCAGCCUGCUCUCUGCGGGUCCCCGCCAGGUCAAGCUUCAGCAUGUGGAAGUGGGAGGUGAUACCCCAGGGGUCUGGGGCUCCCUGGGCUCAGGCAAGCAUCCUCCUCUCAGCCCACUCAAGACAGACCCGGGGAUGCUGCAAGUCCCAGAAGACAGACCCACCGGGGCUGGCAGUGUGUUCACCCAGGCCGAGGCCUGUCCUGGUCCAGCCGGCACCCACCUACUCCACGUCAUUGGGCCCGUGGCCUCUGCCGCCCUGAGCACCCUGGAAUUCACCACACUCCACCACUCCCCUGGAGCCUCACCAGCGUCCAGCCCAGCACCCAGUAUGUGCUUUGUAAUUCUCUCACAGCGCGGGGGCCUGGCACAGCCUUUAUAA
Rangifer tarandus platyrhynchus (Svalbard reindeer) is the source of this 825-nucleotide messenger RNA. Lineage: Eukaryota; Metazoa; Chordata; Mammalia; Artiodactyla; Cervidae. The record is from the annotation of a GenBank genome assembly.